Dermacentor andersoni is the source of this 7042-nucleotide messenger RNA. RefSeq lists its product as uncharacterized. Gene Ontology annotation, molecular function: sequence-specific DNA binding. The record is from RefSeq and is a predicted model, not a curated record. NCBI's taxonomy places the organism in Eukaryota, Metazoa, Arthropoda, Arachnida, Ixodida, Ixodidae.
UCGUGCACACAGGCCUCAGCGCCAUUAGUGCUGUCGCUUUAAAAAUCCGCCAUGCUUGUGUUUAUAUGCAGUGUUCUCUUCAAAUGUGCUGUGGAGGUAACGGCGAUGGGCACAUGAUCACGUCCUAAGAUAAAAAUAAAAAAAUAGAGGCGAUGUCGGAAUCGACGUUGCCAACUCGACCAAGGCGCAAGCAAGCUGUGCCGCUAAAAUAUGAAGGCAGCGGAGACGACUCGGACGAUGACCUGCCGAGUGACAUACUUGACAUUGACUUUACUCCUACGCCAAGAAGUGCCUCGUCAAACAAUUCUCAAGCCAGGCAGAGACGUUCUCAAGGUCAAAAAAGGCUGCUCGUUAAGCUCAAGAUUAAAAAGAGUGGCAGCAAGGGAGCUUACGUAGAACGUGCCGACGAUGAGGAUUUCUCACCCAGGGCAGCCAGGGCACAGAAACGUAGAAAAAAGCGAACUCCUUCCACAAAAAAGUCCUCGUCGUACUCCCGGAAAAGCACAAAAUCUAAAGCCCAAACCUCAUCCGCAUCCAAAGGUUACGAGAGCAGCCACACACCGAAAGGCCUGAAGAAACAGAUCGUCACCUAUGCUCGAGCAAAUACGGUUGAUCAAGCAGCAAAGAAGUUCAGAGUACCAGUACACAAAGUCAAACACUGGAUGAAAGCUGACCAGACCGUUGCACCCCCAACCUCAAAGCCCGAAGUCAGAAACACAUGCAAUAUUCCUGACCCGUUCCCGGCCUCUUUCAAGUUGUUCUCCAUUGGUGUGGCAGAAGAAAAAAGUGUCAAGGAAGCCAGCAUACUUCUUUCUUUGGAUGAAAGUCUUAUGGAAUACUGGAUAAAAGGGAAACUGGAAAUAACCAGGAAAGUAAACUCUGGAAACAUUCCGCAGUGGGAGACGGACGUGUUUGUCGGUGUCCGAAGAGACGCACUCGCAGGCCACGAAAUAAGUGUGUCAGAUCUGAUGUUCAGGGCUGAGUCACUGAAGGUGGAUGACACAAAGGUUGACUUGCAGUGGGCGCAGCGGUGGUGUGAACGAUUCGGAGUGCUGUUCAAGGGAACUUCCCGCUUAAGUGGAUCAAAGGAGCUGAAUGAGGUGACUCUGCUGCAGUUGCCUCCAGAAAUGACAUGUUUCACACCGUAUGUAAGGCCGCCAGCAAAAGAGAGCUCCCCGGCAGCACCUCCAUCACCACCACCCGCAUCGCCGCCGCCUUCUCCUCCAACGCCCCCACCAGCAACGAGGCAAAGGCGAACAAGGUUUAGGGGUGCCAGUGAGAUUGAUCUGGAGCUGUGGGCUUGGUACAAGAAAAUGCAAAAGAAAGGUAGAAAGCUCACCAAGGCUAUCGUUUGCGCUCGCGCUCAGCGCCUGUUCCAGAAACAUGGUCAUCCUGAGUUCAGAGCAGGCGAUGGUUGGCACAGAGCAUGGAAGAGGCGCUGUGAGCAAAUGAAUCCACAGGAUCUCUCUGUCGAUGAAGAGGACGUUGAUGUUGAAGAUGAAUCAAGCACAACUUCACAUGGUCACACUGAGAGCCAAGAUGUGCCUAGUGAGAAACCGGAUGCAGCUUUAGCUCCCGCUGAAGCACAAAGCCAUGAAAAACAUCAACAGCCCGCUGCAACAGAUCAACAACAAGUUGCCGUGGACCAGCUUGUUGCUGCUACUGCCAUGUCUGCCGAGCCCCAAGCCAUGCCUGCACAUCACCCGGUCCUUCAUACAGCCGUGCCAGACAGACCAGUUCAUGAACCACCUGCCUCUGAGACUCAUGCUGUUCCUGACACACACGCAAAGUGUGCCACUCCAUCAAGUCAAUCAUUGCAUUCUGCAGUAGUGCCAUCUCAUCACAUGCAUCCUGUAACUACAUCAGUGCAGCCGCCACGAGAAAUGGUCAAUACUCUGAUAACUACAUCACCGCAACCACCUCGAGGAAUGGUUCACGCCUCGCAGCAGCUGAGCCCACAUCUGUUGCCACCUUCACUGGACAGAAGUAGUGGUCAUGGCGCGACACUCUGCAAUCCCCAUUAUACUCCGUUGUGUGGUCAGUCGCAGCAGCAUGGACAGCACGCAGGUCCACCAUAUCCAACCCCAGACAUGGGAUUAGACUCCCAGCGACUCUCGCGUCCAUUCUACCAGCUUCAUCAAAUGACGCCACCGCCUGUCCAGAAUAGUCACAUGUUUUAUGGCUCAUACUGGACGGACCAGACUCACAUGAGAGGCAACGAAACGCACAAAAACGAUAAUAGGCAGCCUGUUGCUCCACCGUUUUAUGACAGCUAUGCCAACUAUGACCACGGCAUGACACCUGCGUGCUCCUUAGAAGUGUCUAACCAACCCUACACAGACUAUGGACAGUCAUCAUCAGCUCCUCCUGCUGCAGAGAGUAGCAACAGCAACAGCAGUAGUGCUGCUGCUGCUGCUGCACAGAAGAAGAAAAACGAGCGGUACCUUCCAGACUUUAAGUUGCAGGUCGUUAAGUUUGCCUUGCAGUCAACCUUUAAGAAGACUGCCGAGCACUUUGGGGUUCACCAUUCAACGGUGGCUGAAUGGUGCCGGGAUCGAGAGAAGCUAGAGCGGCUCUUCCCACAUGAGAAGGGCAGCCUUGUUAAAAGCACAGAGACUGCCACUGUUUCACCUGCAGAGCAGAUGUUUGUAACUUGGCUUACUGAUUGCAAUGCAACAAAUGCGAAGCUAGAUGCUGCUCAAGUGAAGGACAAGGUCAAAGAAAUCAUUCGAUAUUUUGGAGAAGACCAGGUUAAAACAAACUGCCGGUGGUUGUAUGUGUGGCACAAGAAAAGACUCGAAAUGGAGCAAAUGAUUGAAGACCUUCCCGAGCUGCAGUCCAGCUCAGGGAAAGAAUUCCGAAUUGCAUUUCCUCCUGCUGUCAAGCUAGAAAUUGUAAAGGUAGCUGAAAGGUUAAAGUUUAGUGAGGCCUCAAAGUACUUCCAGAUUGACCGAAACAGUCUGUCAGACUGGAGCAAAACUCAGGAAAAACUUAAGGCUAUGGUCAAAGAAGGCAAAGUGCGAAAAAAAGAGGUAUCAAAAAGUAAGAAGGCUUUGGAGGCUGAAAAGGAGGUUUAUCAGUGGUACCAGCAAUGCAGAAGCAGUGGCUUCAAGCCAGGGCCUAAUGAAGUCCGUGCCAAAGCGGCAGAGACUUACCGCAAGUAUGGCGACACCACAAUGAAAUGCAGUAUUGGCUGGUACUCGAGAUGGUCUCGACGUUUUGGCAUACAGCUGCGAUACGAAAAAGAUGAUGAGAUUCUCGAGUGGGUAUUGGCACAGCUAGAGCAAAAUCGCAGUGUUACUCACAAUGAGAUUCAGACGCAAGCUAUAGCGACUUUAUCUCAGACAAGGGCAGGUUUCAAGUGCUCUGCAGGUUGGCCCAUUCGAUUCUGCAAGAGACAUCAGGCACUCUUGCAGAAGAUGCCUACCUUGGACACUCCGCUGCCAGCAGUUCUUGAAGAGAAGAUCUCCUCUUUCCGGCUGGAAGUUCAGAGGUUACAGGAGCAGUGUGGUGUGACCAGUGCAGCUAUCGGUGCCAUGGAUGAAGUGCCUCUUUAUUUCUCAUCUGGUGCAGGUGGUGGUACAGGCACAGGUUCGCUGCUUGUUCGCCGCUGUGGUUUUGAACAGUCACAGGCUAUUGUGUUUCUGGCCUGUCUCUCUGACGGCGGUGUCUUACCACCUCUCGCUGUGCUUAAGGGUUCAAGCAGUGUCUCGGAAGUAAAUGGCAUGUUUGUCCUUUGCCAGGAAGAAAUGAAAGUUGAUCGAAACACUGUUGAAUACUGGGCAGAGCGCGUCUGGGGUCGGUUUGUGCCAUCGCCGAGCUUCCUUAUUUUGGAUUCAUUUGAGCCCCACAAGCAGUUUGCUGCUUCAGCUGGCAGCGACAUCAAGGUGGCCAUAACACCACCAGCUUGCUCCUCACAGACUCAUCCUGUUGUUGUUUGGUUGCGAAGAAAGUUUCAGGCCCUGGUCAACAAGAUGUCAGUCGACAGGGGCUCCUCUAGAAGCAUACCAACAGUCCAGGAAAUGCUGGAGUGCAUUGCUGCAGCUUGGCGUCAUUUGCAAGCAACAAGCCACGAUGCAGUGCAGAAAAGCUUUGCAGUUACUGGUGCUCUUCUCACAGGAGAUCCCGAUGAGGAUGACAUGAUUGGUAGAGCAGACCUUUUGCCCGAUGUGGACGAGGAAGAUUUUACAUAAUUUUAUACACUCGUGACAAGCUGUCGUCUUGGACUUGAUGCAGCUGGCAUUGGUUAAUUCAUCCACUGUGGGCCAUAUACACUUGUUUAGAUACUUGAAGUUAAGGCCAAGGGAAGCUUUCGAAGUACCCAUACUUCGCUCAUCUGUGCUUACCUUAGGAAGCAUGUUUUGUGCAAUCUUGCUAGACUAAGAUGCACUCUUUUGCAUUCCUAGUAUUCUCAUAUGAGGGGAACUACUUCCCUGCAAGCCCUUCUUGUAUUUCUGUUUCAGUGGAGAUAUGAUGAAAAAUUUUAGUUAAUCACAAACUACUGGCAUAUUCAUGUGGUCUUUUUAGAGCACUCUGGUAGCACUGCAAAGGUAAUUUAGGAAGGCAAUAAAGUGCUACUGCUUGAAUAAGCAAGUUCUACAGAUGAUCAUGAAGGCAGGUUUUCACUGCCGUACCCGGUUAUUCUCAUAAUACAGCAUUGAAGCUGUUCAUCACCACUUCCAUAGAACAGCCAGAGCAUUCUCAAAACAACCACCCGAAGGUGCCAUAAGAAUGCAGUAGAAGCUGCUCUACAAUAGUGUGUUAAUAUGCCACAAGAAUGCAGUAGAAACUACUCUACAAGAGUAUGCUGUGCCUGCUUUGCAUUUUUCCUUGUCUAGAAAGGUGCUUCUGUGCUAUUACAGUUAAUGACAAACCCAUUGUAGUCACACAUGCACAGAUAGGAAGGCCAGCUAAAGGGAGGUGCAAAUGGUAGGGGAACUUGACACACAAACACCCACAAGAAAUGCAGAGAACCACUGCUGUGGUGAGUAAAGCCAGCAAAGGAAUGCAUGCAGGGGCACGCCACCAGGAUGGUGCAUGGGCUUGCUAUCGAGCAGGCAAUGCAAACAUGCACACACGUUGGUAGCUUUAAUUGGCACAUGCAGCUUCUUGAAAGAACUGUGUUUACCGAGCAGUGUACUGCAAACGCUCGUAUGUAGAGGGAAAGGGCACUGAGGCAACACAGUAUCUAGUAGUGUUGAGAGAACACAAAUGCAUGCACAUGUGAAUGAUUGAUAAUUGGCCGGUAUGUGAUAGAUCAACAUGUGAGCACAGGCAUUACGAGAGAACCCAUCAGCGGCAGUGAUGUGCUGGUGCAUGUAUGUAGACUUCCUUUGAGGUGUGCUUGUUGCUGCAUUCUUGACCUGGCAUUAACCCUUUGCGGUCAUUGGCCAGGCCUCUCCCAACACUCAAAAAUAUUAGUGCUGGUCACUUGCCGGGAGGUGGCCGAUACGCAAGUGCACUUGCACAUGCUGGUUGUUGUAGCACCUCUCGGAAACUUUUUAAACUUUUGAUAAAUGCAAUUCCCAGUGUCUGCGUGCGAGGGUAGCAAAUUUUUUGACAGCAGUCGUGAAAUGCAUGAACACUUUUUGUCGUGCAGAACAUCAAAGAUAGCAAUGUUUUCUCUGCAUACAUUUUACCGAAGGAGUUAACUGGCAUGAUGAAUUUGGUGAAUCUGAAAAAGAUUUUAGUUUCGAAGAGGAAUAUAUGCCACCUUCAGAUGACAAGCAAACAUCCUCGAAUGAGAGCACUGAAGGAAAAAAGAAGCAAUGAUGAGGACCAUAGAAAAUGGUAUCUGUGGUGAUUACUCACUGUGUGAUGCUAGCUGCAAAAUGUCCAGUAUGCAAGAGCCUCAGGAAUAAGGAAAAUUUUUCUUUAAUAAUUCUCUGAUGAUGUGUUUGUUCACACAAGAGCUCUUUCUGCAUGGAGUCCAAAACAUGCAAUACAAUUUCUCAUUAGAAUGACUAUAGAGUGGGUAAAUGCUCAUGACCACAAAAGGUUAACUAUAGGUACCUUUACAGAAAGCUUGGAAAGAUUCGAAGUGAAGAAAGUGUUGUCACGCACUCAGCGUUGAAGUCGUGCAAUGGGCAUCUGUUAACACAGCAUUUGUUCCAGAAAUAAUUGCUCUGUAUGCUUUGUCUUGCAAAUGCUCUAGCUUUGUAAAUCUGGAGAAGUGGCAAAGAAAAACUUUGGCUGUCGAUAUAUUCAUCGUGACCAGCACAGCCACUGCUGUGCGUUUUCUCUGAUUAAAAUGAACCGCAAGCUGAUAUUCCAAGGCCUGACUGGGAAGCAUUGUUUUCCUUUGUGAAAGUGUAUAGAUACUCAUUGAGUGAAAUGAAAGGUUGAAUUAAUGAAAGGUUGUACUGCACAUUUGCAAGAAGAUACCUGACAUAUUUAGCAGUAAUGCAUUAUUAAUGCCAGUAUGCAGGGUUGUGUCAAAUAAAUCAGCUUUCUUUGUAAUUGCCAAAUUCCAGCACCAUUUUGCUAACAAGAAUCGCACAAGGUAUAAAUGUUUGUUAUGUCGCUAUAAGGCACUCAUCUGUACUGAUUAUUUCAUUAAUUUAUUAUCAUUGUUACUACUAACAUCCGUCAGUGCAUUUUUUUUCUUCGUUUACCAUUGAAUUGCAUAAAUAGCAGUCACGUUUGCCCAUGUAUAGUUACUUUCUUGAGCACUAUGUAAAUAACAAUACCCAAGUAAGAUCAAGUUGUAAUGAGUGAAUUGUGCAAAUUGUAUGAACUCAAUCUCAUACCAUCUAGAAGCAUUUUGCAUUGUGUUACCUAUGUGAAAACUGGAGCUUGCUUGUAUAGUAUUGAAAACAAACACAAUGUGUGUAAAAUGAUGUGAAAGCAUUGUAUGUGCAUGCAAGUGCCACAUGUGUUCAUCUCUCUUGACUCUGUUUUUACUACACCUGCUUGGACAACUUGGGAUCAGCAUCAAGAAUGUAUAUACAACCCUCAGGAUCAAACUGCUUUGUUAUUUAUAUUAUCCCUAUGUGAUUUUGGUGUUUUGUGGCAGUGAUUAAAUAUAUUUUGUACUGACCAA